Messenger RNA from Entamoeba dispar SAW760, 737 nucleotides. RefSeq lists its product as uncharacterized. The record is from RefSeq and is a predicted model, not a curated record. The transcript has a single exon. The annotation marks the transcript as partial. Lineage: Eukaryota; Evosea; Mastigamoebida; Endamoebidae.
AUGGAAACAGAGAUAAACCUAACAAACCUUAUAAAAACAUGUAACAAAAUAAAUCAAGAUUCAUUCGAAUUAAUUUCCGAAAAACAAACAAUUUCUCUAACAAAUAUACCAGAUUUAGAAACAAACCAAACAAUAAAUUCUAUAACUUUAUCUUCUUACAUAACCCAAAAUGGAAAUUAUACAAUUAAAACGCCACCUAAUUAUGAUGGAAUAAAAGAAGUGAACCUCAAAAUAGAUGUACCUCCUAAAACAGAAGAUAUGUUAGUAAAAUUAAUAAACCAGAAUGGUCAACAAUCGUUCUUUCCUGAACCAAAUCAUACUUUCAAUCAAGUAUCAAUAACAACAGAUGUCAGACCACCUCUUCAAACACUAACACAUACAUUCACAAAUAAUGGAAAUUACACCCUCAAACCAGACGAAAAUCAUUACGGACUAAAAGAGGUCAAUACAACAAUAAACGUACAACCUGCCCUACAAUCAAAAAACAUAUCAAUCCAACAAAACACUACAACAACUUACACACCAGAUUCAAAUUAUUCUGGAUUUUCAGAGAUUACAAUAACCACAAAUAUACCAGAAGAAACACAUAUAUUCAACAAACUAUAUUAUUCAAAUGGAAGUACAAUCUCUCCAAUCAACUAUCCCACUCUCAUAAUAGACCUUCCUACCAACACAGAAGAAUCCAGUUGGUCGGAACUCAACAUUCCCUACUCGGAAAAGACAACACUUGUAAGAUC